Molecule: messenger RNA, 4799 nt
Organism: Funneliformis caledonium
Lineage: Eukaryota; Fungi; Glomeromycota; Glomeromycetes; Glomerales; Glomeraceae
Source: the annotation of a GenBank genome assembly
AUGUCGACACGAUUGGACCGUUUGGUCCUUCUUCUGGACACAGGAUCUACGCCUGCUGUACGUGCAACGGCCGCUCAACAGUUGGGAGAGAUCCAAAAGCAACACCCUGGAGAGCUACAUAACCUUUUAUCAAGGGUUAUCAUACAUUUGAGCAAUAAAGAAUGGGACACUCGAAUUGCCGCUGGACAAGCGAUCGAGGCCAUUGCUAAAAAUGUACCGCAAUGGGAUCCUCCUGAAAUUAUAAAAUUAGAAAACGAACCAUAUACUGUAAACAAAAAAAAUGAUAAUAAAUAUUCAUUCGAAACAUUUGAUAUUGCAAGUGUAUUGCAGAAAGGGAAAACUUUGUUGGGUUCAGCUGGCAAGGAAUAUGAUCUUGACUUAAGUGAUCUAGAUCCCGCACAACGGUUGGCACUUCAACAUAAAAACCUUAAAGAACGAUUAGGGUUAGGUAGCGAAUUCAUGGAUGUUGAUUUGUUGGAUGAUGUGGAUAUAAGUGGAGCUUCAGCACCACAAACUACACAACUACAAAAUACAGAAUUUAUCGCCCAACCCCAACCUACCCAACCCCCUCAACCUCGCUCUCCUGGAUUGCCUCCGGAAGAAAUAAUGCGUGUAGUGGAAAUGAGUGGAAGAAGAGCAGGCGCUGAAGCUACAACACCACUUGUAGCCCCUAUUUCACCAUCUAACGUAAAAGCUGAACCUGAUGGAUUACCUGAUUCUACACAAAAUGAUGGUUACUUUAAUUUUACUCCACAACCUUGUUCUAGCAAGAUUGUGGUUGAGGCUAAAAAAGACAUUUCUUCUAAUAUAUCUGAAGAACUAUCCAAUGAAUGGCCCUUUGAAAAAGUGUGUGAAUCAUUAUGUGUGUCUUUGUUCAAUUCAUGUUGGGAAGUUAGACACGGUGCAUGUAUUGGACUGAGAGAAAUAUUAAAAGUACAUGGACACGGUGCAGGUAGAGCUGUUGGAUUAACUAAAUCAGAAAAUGAAGCCCGCCAUAAUAAAUGGUUGGACGAUAUAGCAAUUCGGUUGCUAUGUGUUUUUGCUUUAGAUAGGUUCGGUGAUUUUGUAUCAGACCAGGUUGUUGCACCUGUACGUGAAACAUGUUCGCAGACUAUGGGUGCUCUUUUACAUUAUAUGUCACCUCAGGGUGUAGAAAAUGUACAUAGGGUAUUAUUGAGAAUGAUUUAUCAAACAGAUUUACUUGAUGGUAAGACAUCAAUAUGGGAGGUUCGACAUGCUGGAAUGUUAGGUUUGAAAUAUGCUGUUGCAGUUCGUAAGGACUUGGUAAAUAUGAUGUUGGAUGGUACCGUUGGUGCUGUUAUUUUAGGAUUAAAAGAUAGUGAUGAUGAUGUUCGUGCGGUAGCUGCUUCAAUCUUAAUUCCAAUUGCAGAUUCUUUUGUUAGUCUUUCAUCCCAUAAGAUACCUGAAAUUGUUUCAGUUUUGUGGGAUUGUCUGAAGGAUUUGAAGGAUGAUUUAACUGCAUCCACGGCAAGUGUAAUGGAUUUUUUAGCUAAAUUAUUUUCAUUUCCAAGUGUAUUGGAAUAUAUGCGCCAUGCAGCUGCAUCAGAUCCAAGCCAUUCUUUAACGACAUUAAUACCGCGUCUAUAUCCAUUUUUUCGGCAUACCAUUACAUCUGUACGUUCCGCAGUCCUUAAUACCCUUUUAACUUUUUUGGGUAUGAAUAGUUCAGAAGAAUGGGUUGAUGAUCGUACUUUUAGACUUGUGCUUCAGAAUAUGAUAGUCGAGGAAAAAAAGGAAGUCCUCGAUCUAUCCGUCCAAGUUUGGUCAGCAUUGAUGUAUCAAAACCAACUCAUUCAAUUUACAUCUCCAUAUAUACGAACUUGGUUCACGAUAAUUAUGACACCACUAGGCACUCCAAUUGAUCGUCGGUUAUUUUACAUACCCGAAGGGACAAUCCCAAUGGAAAUAAUUUCUACGACAAUAUCAACCACUUCUACAUCGAAUUCACGUCGGCGUGGGCAAGGUCGUAACCAAGCAAUUAACGGAAGCACGGAUGAAUUAGUUGGACAUAAUAUUGAUGUUGGAAUGUUACAACAGGAUUUUGCGUUAGUUAGUGUAGAUACAGUGCUAAGAGGCAGGGUUGCUGCUUCUAAAGGAUUGGGCAUGCUUAUGAGUAGAUGGCCAAAUGAAUCAUUGGAGCUAACUUUUAAGGAAAUCCUUAUGACAUGUCUUUCAUCUUCAUGGGCUUCAAAUAAACAACUUUCUGCAGUCAUUAUUGAGGAAUGGUCAAGAUCAGUCUUAGAUAAUAGUUGUCAAAGCUUUCAAAGUUCAUUGGUACAUACUUCGUCAUUUGCUUUAAAUAUCUCUGAAUUUAUGGUUCAAAUGCUUGAAUCCGAUCCACCAACCUUCUAUGCAGAACUUGUUACUAUAUUACGUCGUAUCAGAGGCGAAUGCCAAGCUAUGCUGAACACUUUUGUUUCCGUAGGUAGAAUCAAUUCAGCUAAUGUACCAGCUUUACCGAUAUACGUUCUUGGUGAAGUAGUACAGUUAGAUGCAUCACAAUUAUUUAGUGUUGAGAUUGCGGCAGAGCUUGCGACAACAACAUUCAAUAAUUUAUCUGCUCAAGUUUCUGGGAGAAGUAGAAGGUCUGCGCAAGUCCAACCAGAGGAACGACAGUCGCAACUACAGGAUCGCCAGCGUCGUGUGCUAGCUUCAAUCGGUUACUAUGAGUCGACAAAACAAAAAAAUGACAUUAUAGUGUUUGCUGCUAUUGCAGGUGCCGUUGUAGCAUUACAGUUUUUACCUCCAAAAUUGAAUCCAAUAAUAAGAUCUAUCAUGAAUUCUAUUAAAUCUGAAGAGAAUUUAGGGUUACAACAACGUUCUGCCGCUACUUUAGCCAGCCUUGUUUCUCUUUGUUCAGUAGCAGCAGAUAGUUCAAUUAGAGUUAAUCCCAAUGAUAAAAUUGUUAAAAAUUUGUGCACUUUCCUUUGUUCUGAUCCGACAACUACUCCUGAUAUUCAGAACAAUCAUAAAAAGGAAGGUAUUCUAUCAUUACUUAAAGCUAAAGAACCAGACAAGGCUUCGUCUAAUGGCGAUACGUCAGGCGAGGACGAGAAGCUUAAAUCACAAAGAUUAAUAAGACGAGGUGCUGAAACAGCACUGAGAGAGUUUGCUAUGCAAUUUAGUCAUAGGUUAUUUGAAGUAGUGCCAAAAUUGUGGACCUGCAUGUGUUCAUCGUUAGAUAACGUAUUCAGCCAAGACGACGAAGAUACUAUAGGCAUAUCACUUAAAACAAAUAAUAGUAUAGGGCAAGACGUUAUUGAUUCUCUUCAAAUAAUUCAAUCAUUAGUUCCUGUAGUUCAUGAAAAUUUAUAUUCAAAGUUUACGGAAUUGCUACCUCAUAUCGUCAAAGCUAUUCAAUGUCAAUAUUCUGUAAUUCGGUUCAUGGCUGCAAGAUGUUUUGCUACUAUUGCAAGUGUAAUCACAAUACCAAGUAUGCAAAUAAUAAUCCAUCAAGUAAUACCUUUAUUGGGUGAUUCACAAAACGUAAUACAUCGUCAAGGAGCAGCUGAGUUAAUUUAUCAUGUCGUACAAACUAUGGAUGCAAAAAUUCUGCCAUAUGUUAUUUUCUUAAUUGUUCCAAUUUUGGGUAGAAUGAGUGAUGUAGAUGAAAACGUUCGAUUAGUUAGCACGAAUUGUUUUGCUAUGUUGAUCAAAUUAGUACCUUUAGAGGCUGGUAUACCUGACCCACCUGGACUAUCAACUGAAUUAUUAAAGCACCGUGAUGAUGAACGGAGAUUCCUUUCACAACUUCUUGAUAGUAAUAAAUUGGAUCCUUAUGAAAUUCCAAUAAAUAUCAAAGCUGAAUUACGGAAAUAUCAGCAAGAAGGUGUCAAUUGGUUGGCAUUUUUGAACAAAUAUCAAUUACAUGGCAUAUUAUGUGAUGAUAUGGGUCUAGGUAAAACUCUUCAAUCCAUAUGUAUUUUGGCGAGCGACCAUUAUACUCGUUCUGAGAAAUAUAGUCAAACAAAGUCUCCAGAUUGUGCCCCUUGCCCAUCUUUAGUCGUUUGCCCCCCUACUUUAACAGGACAUUGGUAUCAUGAAAUAUUAAAUUAUACAGAUACGCUAAAGCCACUUCUGUAUUCUGUUCGCAAUGAUAUUGAAGAUUUGGCUAAUAUAAAUUGGAAUUAUUGUAUCUUAGAUGAAGGCCACGUUAUCAAGAAUGGUAAAACAAAGAUAACAAAAGCGGUCAAAUCUGUAAAGGCCAAUCAUCGAUUGAUAUUGUCUGGCACUCCAAUACAGAAUAAUGUGCUAGAAUUAUGGUCACUUUUCGAUUUCUUAAUGCCCGGAUUUUUAGGUACCGAAAAACAAUUUAAUGAACGUUUUGGCAAACCAAUACUUUCAAGUAGAGAUAGUAAGAGUUCCUCCAGAGAACAGGAAGCUGGUGCUUUGGCACUCGAAGCCUUACAUAAACAGGUUCUUCCAUUCUUGCUGAGACGCUUAAAGGAGGAUGUUUUGAAUGACUUACCUCCGAAAAUCAUACAAGAUUAUUAUUGCGAGCUUAGUGAUUUACAGAAACAACUUUAUGAACAAUUUGCUAAAUCACAAGCUAAGAGCAGUGUUGAAAGUGAACUUGGAACGGAACAUAUAGAAGAAGAAGGCGACAAGAAAGCUACACAUAUAUUUCAAGCAUUACAGUAUUUGCGCAAGUUAUGCAAUCAUCCUUUAUUAGUAAUGAAUGAUAAACAUCCACAAUACCGCAUUGUCAUGGAUAAACUCAAGUCUAGCAGGUCUUCGUUGCAUGAUUUGGAAAAUGCUCCAAAAUUGCUUGCUUUGAA